AUGUCUAAUUUAAAUUUAGCAGCAUUUAGUGAAUCUUUAAAGAAAUAUCACGAAUAUCCUGAAAUCGAUUCAAUGGAAGAAGUUGAUGCAGUUAUGCAAAAGGACUCAACAAUCUCUAUAAUUGAAGAAAGAUUUUAUGAAAUAGCACCUGAUGCUGAGAAUAAUUGGAUAAAGGAUGAAAGAAUUAAGUGUAGAAUGAAAAAUAGGCCAUUACCUCCUAUUCCUACUGAUCGUCAAGUUAACAGUGUAUUAAAUAAAUCUUUGGAAUCAAAAUUAACUCUUCAGUCGCAUUCCUCUAAGCAUGAGGUUCGCAGAAGUAUAUCAGGCAUUCUUUCGGAUAAAUCAAAUCAAAUAAAAGUAGUCUGCUCAUCGCCUACCCAAAUCAGUUGUGACGAUUAUGGAGAUAAUAGUUAUAACAGGACCAGUCCUGCGCUAGGUAGUAUCACUGAUACUGCUGAAGAGAGUAAACCAAGACAAGUAGGAGUUGUUAGCUCAACGCCAUCUUCUUAUAGCAAUCGUUCUCAUAUAGUAUCGACGAUUAAAGAUGAUAUUUCAUCAAAUAUUAACAAGCAAUCGAAGAUAACAACGAUGCCUAACCAAAGAGAUCGAGCUAACGUAGCUUCGACGAUUCAAGACAAUCUCUCGUCGAAUAAUGCAAAUGAGCAAUCUAACAUAACAAAUUUACCAGACCAUUUCAAGAUGGAAACAUCGCGACUAGCAGAUCGAUCCUCCAGUAUCACUACUAAAAAGUAUAAAAUAUCGCAAGAAUUGCUUCUAAAACCACCUCGUCCGUUAAAGUUUUACGACUACGGCUUGAAUAAGCCAGAGUCUUCCGCAACGCUAGGUAUUAUGACGGAAAGUCAGAAAAAUUCGCCGCAGACGGAAGAUUCAGCUAAAAAACUGCGUGACAGAAGAAAAAGGCCAUCAAUAUCUCCAAGUUCACCGAAAACACUUCCAACUCCAACUAAUGCUAGAGCACCUUUAUCGGAGCAAUCUUGUAUCCCUAAUAAUACUUUACUGGAAAUGGAUACUUUGCAUUCUCCAGCUCGCCAACAGAUAGAAAUUAAACGGAAUAAAACAAAAAAUAAGCCAUCAAUACCUACAUGUUCGUCGAUGUUACAUCCUAUUCAAAGUAAUAGAGGAGUAGCUUCGUCAAAUCAAGCUUUGACGAACAGCAUACUACGGAAAAGGAAUAUAGUAUCUUCAUUAGAUCAGCGAUGGCUAGGGAACGUAGUUGAGAAGCCGAGCGGAGCAAGAAACAGGCCGCCAGUACUUUCGUGUUUACCAUUAUCACAUCCAUCUUAUGGCAAUGUGGAUUUAGCCUUAUCAGAUCAGCAACAUUUGGAAGAUGCAGUUAAGAAAUCAACAAAAACUGCAAACAGACCACUUGUACCUCCACGUUCACCAAAAUUGUGUGCUUAUAGGCAUAACGUAGAUAAUGUUCCUUUAGGCCAAUCUUCUGUCGAAGAUGUAUCACAAGAAAUUAAUAUAUGGCCUUUGACGAAACCAUGUCAUCCCAGCAUACACGUUUCCAGGAGUAGAGCUGCUGCUAUUUCCAAUAAAUCUCGCUCUUCAAGGAAUACAAGUAUAAUGAAAGAGUGCAAACACCCAAUGGAGACCUCGAUCUUACCCGCUCAUCCCCAUAAUUUACACAUAAUCCCUGCGGAAGAGGAUUGGCAUGGUGGCAUGGGCAACUCCUCAGAAACAGCACAAUCCCUUCAAUCUACCGUGUCAGUGAAUCAUAGCAGCAGUGAAAGCAAUCCUAUUGAAGCUAUUGCAAGCGGUCAAAAGUGGAAUAUCGACGAUAUCAAUUCAUAUUCCCUUAAAGAGCAAAAUACCCAGAAUACAGCUCUAUCUUUAGCAAGAGAAAUAUCACAAAGCAUACCGUCUUCCAAUAUCUACCCUGAUGUAAUAGGUAAGAAGGGUAGCGAUUCCUUAUUACUUACAAUUGCUGAUCAUGAUAGGAAAGGAGAUGCUUGUACAGAGGCCGAGGAUACGGGUACACAAGCGAGAGAUAGGGCAAUUUCGAAUAAAUCUAUGGAAAGCAGACUAUCUAUGCAAGCUCGUUAUGUAAAUGUUAAUACAGUCAAACCUUCAACAAGUCAGCAGUGUACAAAGAAAUUAUCAGACAAAUUUAAAAAAGGAAAGCCACCAAUACCUACUCCUCGUAGGCCAGUUCUCCAAGACAAAAAAGAUACAUCUACAGCUAACGAUGGAAAGGAAGUUUCAAAAGAAAGAAAGGCAAGAAAAAGACCACCAGUUCUUCUACCUCGACCACCUGUCCGUCAAGAUAAGAAAAGUUCAACAAUAUCCGAAUACCAGCAUAUGGAGUAUAUGCUAAUUAAAAGUGAAGAAGUGAAUCCAGCUAGAAUGGAUUUAUUACAAUCUUCUCCUAAUAUAAAUGAUAGUGACCAAAACAAGAUUGCUGCGUGUAUACUUAGUUGCAGCCAAAAUUUAUCCUUAGAAAAACCAUUAACAAGGAAAUCAGUGGAGCCUUCACCUUAUUUAAGUAAUCGUGCUUGUCCAGUUAUAGUAUUCCCCUCUGAUACAAUUGCUCAGGAGCAAAUGGAAGAUAAGCUUAUUAAAUUAAAAGAGGCUGGAUCAUUAGCAUCUGCAUCAUGUCUCAGUACUGACCAUACUAAGGAAAACGACGAUAAGGAAUUACAAUCAUCAUAUCGUCUAUCUCAUCUGGAUAAAUUUAAGGUGGCGAAGUCAUCAGGAUGUAUUUCUUCUAAUAACCACUAUAUUCACAACGAUCAAAAGAUGACGAAUAAGUUAGACGUAACAAAAACUCGUAGACGAUCUACAGAGAAACAAGCAAAACUUGUUUCUCCCACCGAUAAUAGCCAGCGUGUUAAAGAUCAUGAAAAGAUAAAGAAUAAAUCUGAUAUGUUACUAGCUCACAGGCAAUUUGCUCGACUUGGUUCAAAUCUACAGCAUGCCUACUCUUUCUUAAUACGACGAGAACGAAAAAAUAUCUCUGAUGCUUCCACCGAUAGUAAUCGUCAGCAAUCAGAUCAACGAUUUCAAGUAUUAGAGGGAACAUUUAAGUAUUUGUCCUAUAAAUGUACCAUAACAGCGUCAUUACCUUUCGAUACCGUAAAGCGUAUUCAUAAAGCAGCAAUAUGGCAAUCGAAGAAUAAUGAAAAAUUCAUUAUACUGGGUACAGAAACUGGUAUCCUAAUAUCCAAUGCUGAUAAUAAAUCGCAAUGCUAUUAUGAAAUUACUAAAGGAAGAACGUCUUGGAUUGAUAUUCACACCGAUAUCUUGGUAGCUAUCACGGGCGCUGAUCCAUAUGAUAAUCAACGGUGUUUCCUAUGUGCUCAGUUGUCGGAUUCAAUAUUAAUCAUGAAAUAUGUCCUCAAAGAAAGCAAAUUUGUACAAGUUAAGAUAUUCAAGUAUCAACCAGUUGUCAGCAGUAAUAUUAUGGAAAUAUUUUACACAAGAACAGAAGAUUAUCCUUUUCUAUGCGUUGGAGUCAAUCAAAUACCAAAUAGUUCAAGCGUCGACUUUAUUACUAUUGAUUUAAAUCGCCAGUUUUCAGCUUGGCCAGAUAACGAAAACUACGUGAACUUCAAUCGCAUGUUGGAUUGUUCAUGCUUAUACCAGUUUAAUAACAGCACAGUUUUAGUUUGUGUUGAAGAUCAAUGCUUUUUAUUCUGCAUGAAUGGAAUACCUAUUAGGAAACAUGGAUAUAACCAAGCAAUAAAAUUUUCAGCAUCUAUUUCUUUUGCAGUUAUAGAAAGAUCUAUACUAAUAGGCUUUCAUGAGAAUUUUUUUGAAUUCAGAUCCAUAGCGAAAAGAAAUGAGGACUUUCAACAUUGUGUAAAACUAUUCGAAAAGGUUUACUACAUUGGGACAACAAAAAGGAUUAAUUUACAUUUGAUACUCCAGAGCGAAAUCUACUGCCUAUUAGCCGAAUUACCAACAUCUGAAGAUGAUGCGUUGUACGCUGCAAGCUUUGAAUUCCAGAUUAAAGCGGCCAAUUUAUAUUCGAAAUUUGCAAACAAGGGACUAGUGUACGUUAGCUGA
Messenger RNA from Trichoplax adhaerens, 4032 nucleotides. RefSeq lists its product as uncharacterized. NCBI's taxonomy places the organism in Eukaryota, Metazoa, Placozoa, Uniplacotomia, Trichoplacea, Trichoplacidae. The coding region runs from base 1 to 4032 and encodes 1343 amino acids. The record is from RefSeq and is a predicted model, not a curated record. The transcript is spliced from 18 exons.